AUGGCAGAUGCUACUGAGAAGUGGCAAAUACCACCUGAAAAAGCUACCCAAAAUGAGGUGGAGGUACAAAUUAGAAAACAAACUUCCCUAAAAAUAGAAAAUCAGGCAAGUGAAGCAUUAAAAUUAACAACACUGGAUGAAAAUAGGAAACCGGAGGCAAGCACAUACCAGUCACCAAUCAACGAAGACCCUAACUACGGAUUACCAAAAUCUAUCAACGAACUUAAUAGACACCUUAAAUUUGAAAUCAGCAAAAUGCACGAGCUUCAAAUUAGCAUGGAAACUGAACACGAGAACAAAUUAGCUAAGGAAAUCAGAGAUGUUUAUUGCCAGCUUUCAAAAAUUAAGAGAACACAGGCAAUAAUCCUGGCGCAAACAAACGGAAUAUUAGCAGCCGCCGCCUUAGGAUUACCAGUAUGCAGUCGACUGUAUGGUUUUGGACAAGCCAUGACCCUACAGCAAUGCGAACCAAAAAGAAUAUUACUAACUGCCAACGAAACAAAAUGUGGAUUCCAACCUUUUUUUAAUUAUGGAACAAGCGACUGCACAAUUGGAACCGAUGGAUGGUCAAUCCACCCGUACUCUGAGUGUUUUUGGAAAUCACAACUUGUAAACAUCAAUGGAUACCCUCAUGCUUGGGAGCACAACGAAACAAACGGUGAUUGGGUUAGACAGGAAGCCACCAUACACACACCGAAUUUGGACCUGAUCGCCGAAUUUGAAGAACUUCACUUAAACGACUUUGAUUUCGCCCUCAAGAGCCAUUCGGCCCAUGAUACAAUGGAGAUGGAACAACUAAAUAUACUGAAUGACUUAGUAGGAAGGUUACAAGAAGGAGAAACAAAAUCUCUAUCAAAUAUCAUCGUGACCGAAGAACAAGAUAAUCAAAUUGGGAAUAUGUUUUCUUGGUUCGACACACUUAAAAUUAUGGGAUUAUCUGUAAUAGGAUUUAUACUCUUCCUGAUAUGCCUACGAAUCUUCAUAGUUUGCAACCUUUUCCCACGAAUCAUGCAUCAAGUAGAGAAGAGAAGAAAAAUACGAGAAGCAGAUAAAAUUAAAGACCGACAGGAAAUGGAUUCAAUGCUACCGGAAGGCGUAGAGGAACAGCCCUUCACACGAGAAUUUGCGCCACUACCACUAAUGGCUUCUUCCUCACAAGAUAAAGAAACAGCAAUUAAAAUAAGGAAACCAAGUGCACCCAGAACGGAAAAUUUAUACCCCCAAUGGCGGAAUUAA
Molecule: messenger RNA, 1236 nt
Organism: Daphnia magna
Lineage: Eukaryota; Metazoa; Arthropoda; Branchiopoda; Diplostraca; Daphniidae
Source: RefSeq, a predicted model, not a curated record